UUACUAACCUAGUAGUUUUUAUUUGGUCAAGCACUUAAUCUAUCACAGAUAGGAUGUAAGCAUUUAACAUAAUAAUAUAGUCUAAGAAAUGAAAAUUAAUGAAUUAUAAGUUCAACAGUUGCACAUCAAAAAUUGGAUUAAACGGUAAAUGGAAUAUUUCAAGGAUAUGUCAACAUAUCUCAAAGUAAAAUUCUUAAAUAUGUUAUUUUCAAAAUAAUUCUAUUUAUGCCUGAGAUCGUCCAAUUUUCAAAUUAGAAAUCGCUGUAUAUUUUAAUUGUUAAAAUUGUUAUAUCAUUAUUUAUUACAUUAAAUUUUGAAAUAUGCGAAAAUAUUACCAGGCUGCACUUGUAAUAAUUGCCAUAGUGAGUCUAGUAUCCUUAUUAUUUUAUAGACAUGAAUAUAACAAAUUAAGAUAUGUUUUAGAAGUUUUUAAUUACUUUGGUAAGCCAAAUCAGAGAAGUGAAAUGAAUUGCACAAAUAAUGUACCAGUAUUUACCAAAUUUGAUAUGAAAUUUGAAGAACCACUUUCUGCCUGGCAAAGAUUAGAUGAUGAUUUAUAUGUUUAUUCUGCAUAUAAUAUACGUGACAAAGAAAUUCAAGUAAUAGGGUUUGGUUCAUCAAACAGCAUUAAGGAUAUGCAAUGUCAAAUAUUAUUUGAAAAUGAAAUUGAACCAGUCUUAGGAAGCUUUAAUUAUCUUUCAAUUAAUAGUAAUAAUUUAAAUAGUACAAGUACUGGUAGAAAUAUUGAUUAUAGAGGAUAUCAUUUUUAUUGUACGUAUACAAAAAAUAAGAUACCAAUAGGAAUAAUGUUUCUUACAAAAUCUAAUUCAGAUCUUCAGAAUAUACCUAUAUUACCAAUCAAAAAUCAAUCACAUAACUUAAAUUAUGUUAAUAUCGGAGUAUGCAUAACACCAUCAUUAACAAAACCAAUACAACCGUUACAAAUGAUUAGUUUUAUACAAUUUCAUGAUAUAAUUGGUGUGGAUAAUUUUAUAGUAUAUGAUUUUGGUAUUCCAAGUCAAUAUAAUAGCAAUUUUAAAGAACUAUCUAAAUCUCCAAAUCCAUAUUGGAAAUUUACUUAUACAAUAGUGCCAUGGAAUUUUCCUUUCCUCAAUACUCAUCCUACUAUAAUAAAAGAUUUGAUACAAGCAGAUUGUUUGUACCGUACAUAUAAUAAAGUUAUGUAUAUUACUACAUUAUCUUGGGAAGAGUAUAUAGUUUUAAGAUAUCAUCAUUCCCUUACAGAUUUAAUGACAGAUUUUAAAAAAUCUAAAAUGAAAGCAGAUCGUUAUAAAUUAAAGACAUUGACAUUUUGUACACAACAAACAGAUAGUGUAAGCAAUAAAAAUGUAACAUUAAUGAUAUUUAGAAAAUUACAUUAUGACACAAGUAUACCUGAUAAUCAACCAAUUUAUAUUUAUAAUACACAUGAAGUAUUUAAAAAAAAUAUUUAUACACGUGACAUUGGAAAAGAUUUAGUCAUAUUAAAUCGUUAUCAGUACUGUCCUGGAAAAUCAAAUAUAGAAACAGGCACUGAAGACACUACAAUUUUAAGAUUCACUGAAGAUGUACAGAGUUCACAAAUAUAUAGGAAAUUUAUAACAGAAAAUAAAUUUUUAUUAAAUAGUAGCAACUGAUGCUUAGAUUUAAUGUAUUUAUAAGAAAAUUUUAGUCUGAAAAUUUAAUUAUAAGAUAUUAGAA
Frieseomelitta varia is the source of this 1701-nucleotide messenger RNA. RefSeq lists its product as uncharacterized. The coding region runs from base 321 to 1637 and encodes 438 amino acids. The record is from RefSeq and is a predicted model, not a curated record. The transcript has 2 exons. Lineage: Eukaryota; Metazoa; Arthropoda; Insecta; Hymenoptera; Apidae.